CCCACCCACAGGCAGGUUCAGGGGGCCACGGCCCUCCAGUCAGGCCUUCAGGGCCUUGAGGCUGAGGCGGCUGAAAACCUGGUCCUGCUAGGCACGGGCAGCCUCGCCCUGCAUGAUCCCCAUCCCUGCUGGCCCGACCUGGCUGCUCAGUUUCUCCUCUCAGAGCAGAACUUGGAGAGGAGCAGACUGGUAGCUGAGCUCAGCGGAGCUGUCCAGGUGUGCAUCCACACCGGGGACGUCACCGAGGACCUGCUGCUGGGCUUGGCAGAACUCCAAGGUGUGGUGCUGAUGGCCUCAGGGCUGGAGGAGCAGCUGAAAGUGGGCGCCUUAUGCCACAAGCUGGGCAUCUGCUUUCUGGUGGCUGACACCUGGGGCCUGGUGGGGCAGUUCUGUGACUCCGGUGGCCUCACUGUGCAGGACCCUGCAGAGGCAAAGCCCCUGACGCUGCCCUCCAGCAAGCCCCCUCUCGUCCAGGGCUCUCCCAGCGUUCUCACUGCGAGAACAGAGGCUGAUGUCCACCGCUCCUGUGAUGGGGACUCAGUGACUUUCUCGGGCAUUGGGGAUGGGGCUCAACUGCUGUGCUCCCAGCCUGGCGGAGAGCCGGGGAAGCCCACCUCCUCCAACUCCACGCUCAGCCCCCAGCCCCACAGGGCCCUCGGCCUUGUCCUGGAGACAGGUUCUCCCUCCACCAUCCUCGAGGGGCAGCAAGGUCGGGGGCACGACGCGGGACAGGAGGGCAUGUGGGAACUACUCAGGUCCGGCGUCAUGCUGACUAGCCUGGUUCUCCCCCAGGGGACAGGACCCUGUGCCCGCUGCCAGCCUCAGGCCUUCCAUGCACUGCACAAGGCCCAGCACCGCCAUGGCCUCCCACGGAGGCCCUGGGACCCUGUGGGUGGCCUUGUUCGCCUCCCGCCAGCCUCUGUCUACCUCACAGAUCCAAGUGUGAAUGCCAGCGGCAGUUCCCCACUCAUAUCAAGGGAGUCUAACACUAUGUCCAGACCAGAGGUCGGGCCCCUGAAAGGGCCAGGUGCAGGGCCCAGGGACACUGGCUACCUCCUGACCCCUCAGAGCCCAGCUGGCAGCCACACCAGGCUGGUGAAGCCUCAGGGGCACCAGCUGGCACCAGGCAUCCUCCGAUGGGGCUGUCCACUUGGGCUCUGCCUCCUCUUCUGUGGAACGGGGUGGGUGCAUCUGAAGGACCUGAGGGGAGGUGGAGCUGGGCCUGUGGAGAUCCACCCCAGGCGUGUGUGCAGAGACGGCGGUGGGCCGGGCCCAGGCCCCGGGACCCCUGAAGGGGACAGGACAAGCCAUGUGCUGGAGGUGGGCACAGACACAGGCAGGCCAGCCUGGGAGGGCACAGGCUCAGUGUGGGCAGUCUCCUGGAAGCUCAUGCUCCAGGGCCAGUGGCUUUACUUGGGUGCCCUCCACUGUCUUCCAGAAGAUGGGGACCCCCUUCCCAAUCCUGAGGACUGCACACUGGUGAGGAGCUGGGUCGGUGUGCAAGUCUUAGCUGAGCUCAAGACUGGGGUCCUAAAUAGAAGAAAGAGUCCUGAGACCCUGACCUGGAAAACUCAGGGCGAGGAGGAGAGGCAUUGGCACCCCAGGUCUGCGCUCUGGGAGGGGCCGCCGCCAGGCCCAAGGCAGAGCUGGCUGCAGAGGCUGCUCACCACCCGAGCUCAGACUCGGGGGCGACCUCACCCACCUAGCCGCCAGAUCCCGCCACAGAUGCUUGAUGUGGGGACUCAAGCCCUUGUCCAAGGCUGCACCAGCCCCCUCCUGACCCUCUGCCCUGCUGCAGGGCGCCAUGAGGCUGCUUGCUGCACCUGCUAUCUGAAGCCACAGCUGGAGGCAGACACGCAGGGCAGCUGGGCCAGGGCUUCAGUGUUCAUUCCGCAGGUAACUGAGGACUACAGAGCCCCCGCCUGAGGACACUGCCACCCUGUCAGCACCGGGCGGCACUUCCUCAGCACAAGCGAGUGCCCCUUGCAGUGGGCCUGGGAUGACUUUGAGGGGCUCUUCCAUCUGGCUGACGAGACCAUCACCCACCGCCAUCAGUAGGCCACCAACAGGGGGCGCUGGGAGCCAGAGUCCUCACGGCUUAGCCCCAAACUUCUUCCCGUCUCUGAAGGGCCCAGUCUUCUCUGGCAACCCCUGCUCUUGGUCCAGCUGCAGGACACACCCCUCCUCUGUGUGCUGGUGGCUGCUGACCUGUAUGCGCAGAUGCACGGGCUGCCUGGCUCACACCAGACUGUGUUCAGGGGACGACUGAAGUUCCUGCCACUGCCUGGCCCCCACCACCUGGGGACCCCCUUCCCAAUCAUGCUGGUAACCUGGAGCUGGCUCGGGCCUCUGCUAAAUUUGGUGAGGUCCCUGGCAGUCGCCCCAGCACCCCAGGCUGCCACCCAAGGACCUGACCCUGUCCUCGGCCUGGGAGGCAGGAGGAGCAUGGAGCCAGCUCACUGCCUUGCAGGCCCUCUGACCUUGCCUCCCUCUAGGCUGGGGCUCACGCUCUGGCCCCUCAUAGGCGCUCUCCCUUCUCUCUUCCCCACCCCACCCCAGUUCCCAGGGCAGAUUCUCAGCAAAAAGCCCCACAAACCACUGGGCCUGGGAAGCAGCUAUAGCUCUCAUCUGGGGUUCAGAACAAAUGUCCUGUCUUUGGCAGAGCGAGGAACCAUGGGCCGGAUUAUCCCAGCCAUCGCCACCACUACAGUGGCUGUGGUAGGCCUGCUGGGCUGGGAGCUGUAUAAAGCCUUGGCAGGCAAUGGCCCUCAGCGCCUGACCCAUCUGGCUGAAAACCGCUUUAGCCACUGGGUGCCUCGCGCCCCAGCCAUCCAGAAGUUCCAUCACCCGAGGUGGACCUGUUGGGACCCCCGGACAGUGCCUGCUGGGCGGCCAGAGAGGAGCCUGGCGUGGCCCGCCCAUCUCCAGGAGCAACACGGGCUGAGGGCGAAGAUGCCGCUUCAUGGCUGGGCCCUGCUCCGUUUGGCAGGAUGGUCGCCUGCGCCUGGGAGGUUGGAGGUGGGGGACUUUCCCCCUCCUGGCCCCAUCCGGGCCCCUCACACCUACCUGAAGCUUUCUUCUGCCAAAUGGCGCUGGCAAAUGGGCUGGGGGUGGGGUGCAGGCCCCGUGGGCCCCCCACAGCCCGCUCCCAAGGGACCUGCCGCUUCCUGCCUCCUGCCAGCCCUGCCUGCCGCUCCUAAAAUAGUUUCAGAUGUUUCCUGUCUUGAGCUGCUCCUGCUCCUGCUGGGGCUCCUCAUGUCCCACCAGCACCCUCUAGUCCACGCUCCAUCUGCCACAGCUCAUCUACUCCAUGUCCCCCACUCCGCCAGGAUGAUGGAGCUGGCACAGCAGGUGACAGGCCAGGUGCCAGAGCCCGGGCGCGUGCUCCUGGAGCUCAGCUGUGAGGGCGAGGACACCGCUUUCCCGCCUCUCCCCAGGAGGCACGAGGUGCUCAAUUAA
Molecule: messenger RNA, 3459 nt
Organism: Manis pentadactyla (Chinese pangolin)
Lineage: Eukaryota; Metazoa; Chordata; Mammalia; Pholidota; Manidae
Gene: UBA7
Product: ubiquitin like modifier activating enzyme 7
Biological process (GO): protein sumoylation
Cellular component (GO): cytoplasm; SUMO activating enzyme complex
Molecular function (GO): SUMO activating enzyme activity
Source: RefSeq, a predicted model, not a curated record